Molecule: messenger RNA, 1450 nt
Organism: Larimichthys crocea (large yellow croaker)
Lineage: Eukaryota; Metazoa; Chordata; Actinopteri; Sciaenidae
Gene: chac1
Product: ChaC, cation transport regulator homolog 1 (E. coli)
Exons: 3
Coding region: 493-1083 (196 amino acids)
Biological process (GO): glutathione catabolic process
Cellular component (GO): cytoplasm
Molecular function (GO): glutathione specific gamma-glutamylcyclotransferase activity
Source: RefSeq, a predicted model, not a curated record
CCCGCUUCGCCAUGUUAUCGAGGAAACGCUUCAAAUCGCCGUCGCUUCUCGUCCCGGGAGAAGAUUAACCACAGGGCGUUUUUAGACGCUAACAACACUAAACCUCGACAUUUUUAACUCGUAAGCUUUUAAGUUCGUACUGCCAGCAGCCAGCUGAGCAGCUGGCUCAAACCGGUUUUUAAUUUUUCCCUCCCGGUGAGUAAAGGCCGAAGCGGCUGACCAUGGAUUUUUAAGGCAUAAUGCGGCACCUGUAAUGCAAUGGCAAUGCAUAGUGCAAGGCAAAACCAAGCGCGAAACUCCAUCUUCGCAACUGCCAAGCAGUUGGGCUCAAAUACCGUCCGCGGUAUACCUGCGAGCCAACCGGUACCGCUGCUGCUGGACCGGAGGAAGCUAACGCUAGCUAGCUAGUCAGCCUUUUUUUUUGUUUUUAGCAUAAACGUUUGAUCCAUCUGAUUCCAUCUCAACACUAAUCGAUCAAAACAAACAAAAAAUAUGAAGCCUCAAGACGUAAUCGCCGCGAAGAGCAGCCUGUGGAUCUUCGGGUACGGGUCACUGGUGUGGAAGCCUGACUUCAAGUACAAGAGGAGCAAGGUCGGCUACAUUCAAGGCUACAAGAGGCGUUUCUGGCACGGAGACAACUUCCACCGCGGCAACGACGAGCUGCCCGGAAGAGUGGUGACGCUCAUUGAGGAUGAUGACGCGAGCACUUGGGGCGUGGCGUUCGAGGUGACGGGCUCUCAAGUCGAGGAGUCCCUGAAGUACCUCAACGUGCGCGAGACGGUCUGCGGCGGCUACAAAACCCAAAUGGUGGAUUUCUUCGCCGAGGACGGGAGCCAGCCUCCGGUUCAGGCGCUGCUGUACAUCGCCACCACCGACAACCCCCUGUACCUGGGGCCCGCCAGCCCGGAGGAGAUUGGCACCCAGAUCGCCAUAUGCAGAGGGAAGACGGGCCACAACCUGGAGUAUCUGCUCCGGCUGGCCGAGUUCAUGAGGAAAAGCUGCCCGCAAGUGGAGGACGGUCACCUGUUCUCCAUCGAGGCGGCUGCGCUGACCGUGGUGUCCUAUCUGGUGGCAGCACAGUAGCUCGUACCCUGUCUUACUAGCUCAUAGUGGAUGAAUACACUACACACAACACUGAGGCGUUUCAUCGGUCAUGCCUGUCCACCUGUGUUAUUUUUAUGUUGUGAUCUAGCUUUACACUAGCACACAGUGUACUGAAUGCUACUGAGUGACGACUAAAGGGAAGCAUGACCUCAUGUUAACACUGUAACGUUACACCUGUUACAUGUUUGUACAUUUAUAAAAUGUAUGAUCACUGACUGUAAACAUUUGUGUAUUUGUCUUUUUUGAAGACAUUAAUGGUUUUAUUUUAUUUGCACAAUUCAGAUUCCGUCCACCUCAGACGGUAUAAUUGUGGUUUGCCAGUUCACCAAAUGGCUGCUUUUUUUUU